CCGAGACAGGAUUAUAUCGCUCUUCCCGACCGGCCAUCGAUUGCGGAUAUAUCGUAUUUUCCGUUUACGAUGCCGUGGAUGUUCGAAUUCUUGAGUGUGGACAUCAAAGAAUACCCAAGUAUUCGGUGCUGGGGGGAGAGGAUGGCAUCCCGGCCGGCGGUGAAAGCCGUCCUAGAUAGGGGGCCUACUUAUGGCCAUAGCCUGGAACAAGACUGACAUGUUGCCAUUGACGCAGGAGGAUGGUGUCAGAAAAAACGACGCCGUUAAUACCGUGUGCAGUAUUAACGACUAUAUUGCGAGGGGUAGGCUUUCACAUCGCUAUGAAAAAGAUGAAACUUGGAGUAGAAUUCAUUCAGAACAGUAGUAACUACCGGGAUUGUGUCAACUAUACUCCAUAUCAGAGUUGGCAUGAGCUGACACUAGAGACGAUCAUCCCCGAAGCCGGGCGGUGGGCGGUUUCGGCUUCCGGUCGGAACGCAUUCCACUUCGGGUCUUGAGAACGGGGUGCACCUCGCUUGGGGUAGUUCUGGGCGAUAGCAACAACAAAAGAAAGUGACUUUUUUCUCAGUCAGUGACUGUUUGAUAUCAUUUGGCGAGCUUCGCACCAUUUUCCCGAAUUUGUACCACCACUUGUUGACAAUGUACCAGUCACCGUACUCGAUCUUAGCACUCUGCAUCCUGAUUCUAUGUUUAUAUCGUGGCGUUCGACGAUACACACUUCAAAUAUUGAACAAUUUGUUGUCGUGGAUCAUCAAUGUUCAUCUGAACAGGAGGUAUCCUGUGCUAUCCCAGGGUGACAAUGACACAAUAACCAUGCCGACAUGCCCCUAUAGAUGGCCGAACGGGCAAGGCGACGUAGCAAAGUUUCUCGAAGGCGAGGAAAAUAGCUCAAGAUGGUUCAAAGAGCACGGCAGUAUCUACCGAGUAUGGGCCGGUAUGACCCCGGAAAUGUAUAUUAUAUAUGACUCUUUCCCUAUUCGCUCUGCCGAUUCGUUUGGGACAGUUCUGAUACGAGGCAGCGUACUUACCCAACCCGAAGAUGUGAAGACCAUCUUCAAGGACUCAGACCUGCAUGUCAAGGCCAGCAACAACGAUUCAGGAUGGCUGAUGGGUCAGCUCCUGGGUAAGUGCAUGGGCCUCGUCUCGGGGCCUGAAUGGCGAAAGUCACGAGCCUCGGUCGGGGACCAUUUCACCUUCAAAUCGACGUCUCACUUCAUACCGCGUAUAGUAGAGAUCACCAAAGCAUAUUUCUCCGAUCUGUUUGACGGCCGACCAAGCCAUGGUCUCAUCACACCUUCCGAAGAUCUUCGACUUCUCCCUUUCUGGGUCGUGGCCGAGUACAUAUACGGCCCACUCACGCCUCAUUCAAGAGAUCAACUUGAGAGUCUGAUACCGCUGCGAGACUCGCUCUUCAGGACUGUGAUACAAGGCGGUAUAACGCGUUUCGAAGUGAGCAGCUAUCUGCCCUCAUCCACCAAUCGCGACUUGCAAGAUUUCAAACAGAAAUGGAGGGUGUUCAACGAUGAGAUGUACAACGCCAGCAAGCGCUCUCAUAAUUCAACAGUGCUGACGCAUAUGUACGAGUCGAUCCACGAAAGCGGCCCUUCGCUAGAAAAUGUGUUGCAGACAGUGGACGAGAUGCUCUUCGGUAAUCUGGACGUUACUGUCGGCGCACUGUCCUGGAACCCCAUCCUUCUCGCUUCCAAUCCGGCAUUUACAGCCGAGCUUCACGAGGAGCUCACUGCUGUUAGAAACAGGGACUGGGCACACUAUCUCGCAAGAUCCGAUACGCUAUUAGCAUGUUCCAUCCUCGAAGCUGCUCGUCUCCGUCCGAUCGCUGCGUUUUCGAUCCCACAAGCGGCGCCCGAGACGAGAGUCACUGGCGGCUAUUCAGUACCUGGUAGAACCAAUUUUGUCGUCGACACCCGUGCCCUGAACAUCAGGAAUCCUUAUUGGGGGGUUGACGGCCGUGAAUACCGCCCCUCUCGUUUCAUGAACACUAACUCAGUUGACAUGCGAUACCACUACUGGCGAUUCGGCUUUGGACCCCGCCAGUGUCUGGGGAAGUAUAUUGCCGACUUCAUCAUUCGUUCUAUCGUCAUGCACUUAGUGCUUGAUCUCAUUCUGUUGCCCGGAAGUUCCUGGGAUAAGAAUCCGGAGACCUGGAUUGCCCAAUCAGCUGCUGCUAUUCGUUAUAAGAGGCGAAACUCAGUGUCCCAUAAGAGUCCCAACGAGUCUAGGGGGCUGAGUGGGAGAUAA
This is a messenger RNA of Xylaria bambusicola, 2259 nucleotides long. RefSeq names its product cytochrome P450. NCBI's taxonomy places the organism in Eukaryota, Fungi, Ascomycota, Sordariomycetes, Xylariales, Xylariaceae. The coding region runs from base 640 to 2259 and encodes 539 amino acids. Gene Ontology annotation, molecular function: iron ion binding; oxidoreductase activity, acting on paired donors, with incorporation or reduction of molecular oxygen; heme binding. The record is from RefSeq and is a predicted model, not a curated record. The transcript has 2 exons.